This is a messenger RNA of Scedosporium apiospermum, 534 nucleotides long. RefSeq lists its product as uncharacterized. Lineage: Eukaryota; Fungi; Ascomycota; Sordariomycetes; Microascales; Microascaceae. The record is from RefSeq and is a predicted model, not a curated record. The transcript has 2 exons. Bases 1 to 534 code for a protein of 177 amino acids.
AUGGCCCUGGGAACGACGAGGUCUGAGCAGUGGCGGCUGGCGGACACCUCCAACGCCGCCCACGUCCACUGGAAGAACGCACGCAACCGCGGCUCCAAUGAAGACGCCGACCCUCCGCCGUACUCUGCCCCAGCUCAGCGUCCCUUUCGCACGCAGCAUGUGAGCGUCUGGGAGGAAUACGACCGUAUAAGGAGACGGGCCGAUUUCCUCGAGUAUUACAGAGUAGCCUCAUUGCCGCGUCCCAUCAAUGGGCAACACGGGUUUAUACUCUGCAACUACAGCCAGAUGGAGCCCGCUCCUACGCUUGAGCUGUCUUCCGCUAGAUGUCGGGGUAUCAGGACUCACGCCUAUCGUAGGAUGCUGCGCGCUAUGAAGAAUCUUAGAGCCGAGUUGGAACAGCGAACCGGGUCAGGGAAGUUCAAUAAGGUCAUGCUAUAUCGCCGCGGAAUCGUAUAUGGCAAUGACCUUCGCGGCCAACCAAUAUCAGCAUGUGAAACAGAUAGCGAUCGUUUACCGCCUUCUGCUCCCGUUUGA